Messenger RNA from Punica granatum (pomegranate), 1668 nucleotides. The record is from RefSeq and is a predicted model, not a curated record. NCBI's taxonomy places the organism in Eukaryota, Viridiplantae, Streptophyta, Magnoliopsida, Myrtales, Lythraceae.
UCCUUCUGGUUGUUAUUGUCACGUCCUCACCAAAAUGAAUGAACCUCUUUCCAUUUUUCACGUGCCCAUUAAUCCAAAAGUUCGAAACUUGGCAACCGAUCUUCCACACAAACGGCAACAACAUCGGACCAGACAAAAUGCCCUCUGAGCUCUGAAACUCAGAUCUCUCCCCAACCCUUCUUCUUGAUCUCGGUGGCCUCAUACUUUCCUUAUCUGUCACCUCCUAAAGGUCAAAUAGACAGGCAUCAAUGGCCGCCCCCUUACAUUCUUUAACCUUCCCGAACGCAAGCAUUCGGACCCAUCAAGAUCCGAAGGUCAAAACUACCAUUCUCAUGUUUGACCACCCACCUAAAUUCCUUCCUUCCCCCUGUUUCACCUCCGAUCCCUCCAAUGGCGAUUCUUCCCUGUUACAAUUUGGGUCUCUGUGGGUCUGAGAAUUGACCCGCCAUGGCGUUGGAGCUGUACUGGUAUGAUUUCGUGUGCGUGGGGCUGGUGGCGGUUGCCUUUGUUGGGUCCCUCUGGGUGAUAUGGAGGAAGGAGGGCGGGGCCCGCGCCGAUGACAACAAGCUCUUCGAGAGCCUGCUUGUUGGCUCAGCUGCAAAGCCCGUCGGCCAUGUCGACUCGUCCUGGCUCUGGUCCAGCUGCUGGAGGGGGAUGCACCCUGGCUGGCUCCUCACUCUCCGGGUCAGCUCCCUCGCGGUCCUUGCCGGUUUCCUCGCCUGGGACAUUGUGGAGUGGGAUGCCACCAUCUUCAUUUACUACACUGAGUGGACUUUUGCACUGGUGAUGAUCUAUUUUGGGCUCGGCAUCAUUCUAUCAGCAUAUGGAUGCUGGAUUCAUGCAACUACACCAACUUCAAGGAUUGGAUCCGUGGACGAUUUUUUGAAGAGAGAUUUAGAAGAUACUACAUAUACAAGCAUUAACACCUACAGUGAUACAAAUUUCCGAAGCACAAAGUUGAGAAGCCAAUACACUGAAGAGGAUAUCCUCCAAAGAGCGGGAUUUUGGGGGUAUAUGAUGCAAAUGGCAUAUCAAACAAGUGCAGGUGCUGUUAUUCUUACAGACGUAGUGUUUUGGUGCGUAAUUGUCCCAUUCUUAUCAAACGCUCGCCUUGGCCUUAGCCUACUGAUGGGGUGUAUGCACACGUUGAACGCCGUGUUCCUUCUCAUCGACACUUCAGUCAAUAGCCUCCCAUUCCCUUGGUUCCGGCUUUCCUACUUUGUCCUAUGGAGCUGCUUAUAUGUAAUCUUCCAGUGGGUCAUUCAUGCCUGUGGCUUCUCAUGGUGGCCUUACCCGUUCCUUGAGCUAUCAUCUCCGUGGUGUUCUUUAUGGUAUUUUGCAGUUGCAGUGAUGCACAUACCGUGCUAUGGCAUCUAUGCUCUGAUCAUCAAAGCGAAGAAUUCGGUCUUUUCGAGAUUGUUUCCAAACGUAUUUAUAAGGUCGUCUUAGUUGUUCGUUUCUUCUUUUCUUUAGUUUUAGGUUCUUUAAAGUGGCAUUGACGUGAUUUUCGGAAUCAUUCCAUUAUAAAAGGAGGGAAUGGCUUAUAGAUUCAUUUCGACUCCCACAACCUGUUUUAUGACUUUUUUCAUGUGAACAGGUGCUAAGAAAUUGUAUACUAUUCAUGUUCUCAUUGGAAUUUCUUUGCGCAACGAGAACAUUUUCCUGAAA